This is a messenger RNA of Acinonyx jubatus (cheetah), 2388 nucleotides long. It is a transcript of the gene SLC75A1, whose product is annotated as major facilitator superfamily domain containing 10. The transcript is spliced from 12 exons. Lineage: Eukaryota; Metazoa; Chordata; Mammalia; Carnivora; Felidae. Gene Ontology annotation, biological process: transmembrane transport. Gene Ontology annotation, molecular function: transmembrane transporter activity. Gene Ontology annotation, cellular component: brush border membrane. The record is from RefSeq and is a predicted model, not a curated record. Bases 151 to 2097 code for a protein of 648 amino acids.
GAGUUUACUACGGUGUAAAGAGGGGGUAGGAAUGCCAAGUUGACAAGGGGUGGGCUGUGGACGCGCGUCAACUUGGAAGCCGAACCUCAUUUCCAGAACUUCCCGUUACUUUCUGGUUCGGGUCGGCCAGUCGGACGAAUCCUGGAGGGCAUGUGGGUGGAGGUGGUGAGGUGGUGUGGGCGUCCGCCGACCUGGGUCAGGCUGGUGGCAGGAGAGGCCAGCGCGCUGCCGGCUGGACGCUGUGGCUCCCGCGGGUCCCCUUCCCCGGCCGCCUGUCCCGGGGUCCCGGGAUCGGCACAACGCGCAGAGCCGCCGAGACACUGGCGUGCGCGGUCACGGCGGGGACACCCGCGCCGGCACGAGCCGGUGAGCGGCGAGAAGGCGCGCCGGCCCCUCCCGACCCGCCCGCUCUCCGCCUGCCGGCCGGAAGAGGAAGCGCGCCGGCGCCCACUUCCGGGGCGGGAGGAGGCGUGGCCGGCGUGCGCCCGCCCCCGGCAGUGUUCCCGCAGUCCAUUCCGCAUCCGUCCAUCAGUUCGUGUGUCCGACCGUCCGACAUCCCUGAGCGCGCGGCCGCGGCAGGAUAGGUCUCUGGCUCUGGGGUACCCAGAGGUGCCCUCAUGCAGACCUGCCACACUGUCAGCCAGGCGGGAUUGGAGCGGCCCCCACCAUGGGCUGGGGAGCAGGAGGGAGCUGCACCCCGCGCCCACCCAUCCGCCAGCAGCCCUUGUCAGAGCCCCGUGUGAUCACCGUGGUCUUCCUCGGCCUCCUGCUGGACCUCCUGGCCUUCACUCUGCUGUUGCCUCUGCUGCCAGGGCUGCUGGAGAGCCAUGGCCGUGCCCACGAUCCCCUCUAUGGCUCCUGGCAACAAGGCGUGGACUGGUUUGCCGCAGCCAUCAGGAUGCCAGCGGAGAAGAGGUACAACAGUGUCCUGUUUGGAGGUCUGAUAGGCUCAGUCUUCUCCUUCUUGCAGUUCCUCUUGGCACCAGUCACGGGGGCUGUCUCAGACUGUCUCGGGAGGCGCCCGGUGAUGCUGCUGUCCCUGGCAGGUCUGGCCACCUCGUAUGCCGUGUGGGCGGCCUCAAAGAGCUUCGCCGCCUUCCUGGCCUCCAGGGUGAUUGGGGGCAUCAGCAAGGGAAACGUCAGCCUCUCCACAGCCAUCGUAGCCGACCUGGGCUCACCUUCUGCCCGCAGCCGAGGCAUGGCAGUCAUUGGAGUGGCCUUCUCGCUGGCCUUCACGCUGGGCCCCAUGCUUGGCGCCUUCCUGCCAGCGGAGAUGGUACCCUGGCUGGCUUUGCUCUUUGCUGCCUCCGACCUGUUGUUUAUUUUCUGCUUCCUGCCGGAGACGCUGCCUGCGGAGAAGCGGGUAAGGCAUCCUCUAUCGGCCCGGGGUUCCAGGCUGCGGCAGACCUGCUCAGCCCCGUGGCCCUGCUCCGUUUCUCGGCCGUGGCCCGUGGCCAGGACCCACCCGCUGGAGACGGGAUCCGUCACCUUCGCCGCCUGGGUCUGGUGUACUUCCUCUACCUCUUCCUGUUCUCGGGUCUCGAGUUCACCCUGAGCUUCCUCGCUCAUCAGCGCUUCCAGUUCAGCAGCCUGCAGCAAGGAAAGAUGUUUUUCUUCAUCGGCCUCACCAUGGCCACCGUGCAGGGCGCCUACGCCCGGAAGAUCAGCCCUGGCAGCGAGAUUGCAGCGGUGAAGCGGGCCAUCUUGCUGCUGGUGCCUGCCUUCCUCCUCAUUGGCUGGGGGCUCACGCUGCCCGCGUUGGGCCUGGGGCUGCUGCUCUACUCCUUCGCCGCUGCCGUCGUGGUGCCCUGCUUGUCCUCCGUGGUCGCUGACUAUGGUAAGGAGCCUUUCUUUGCCCGAGGCCCCCCAGGUGGGAGGAGACCAGCAAGCACCCGACGGCUUCCUCCCCCCCUUCCCCCAAAGGCUUGCCCAGGCAGAAGGGCACGAUCAUGGGCACACUUCGGAGCCUGGGCGCCCUGGCCAGGGCAGUGGGACCCAUGGUGGCUGCCUCAGUGUACUGGCUGGCCGGGGCCAGGGUCUGCUUCACGGUGUGCUCAGGCCUCUUCCUGCUCCCUUUCCUGCUCCUGCGCAACCUGAGGCCUCCAGCCCGCAUGGCACCCAAGGCCGAGUAGUGGAGCUAGCCCCGCCCCAAGCUGGGGAAGGGGGCGGGGGGGGAAACGGGACCUCUCCCCUCCCCCUGGGGCCCAGCCCUGGCCCCUGCUAGACACUCCAGCAGCUCCGUGGUACGCGCGCCUGGACGGUCCUGCCCGUAGUGCUGGGAGCAGGGACUCCCCAACACGUUUCAGGUUUUGUGUUCACUUUUCUCUCAGACACACGGUGUCAGCCAAGCCUCCAAAUGACAAAAUAAAGCAGCUAUUUUAUACCAAG